CUACAAAGAAACAGCUUUAAAAGGAAUAAAAAUUUAAUUGAUUUUCCUCCGAAAGUUUCCAUCUUUAUGCAAAAAGAGAGAAUCUAAGAUCGAUUCGCUAUAAGGGUAGUAUCCGGUUCCUCACUCGGAGCUCCGGAUCACUCAGAUCUGUUGAAAGUUUCGAUUUUUCUUCGGAAUUGAGAAUCGAAUCACGAGAUGUCGAAGCCUUGGGGUGGAAUCGGCGCUAGUUGGGCCGACGAGGCUGAACGCGCCGACGAAGAGCAGGCGGCGGAUGAGCAGAGCUUCCCGAGUUUGAAGGAGGCUGCGACUACCACCAAGUCCAAGAAGAAAAAGAAGAUGACUUUAUCAGAGUUCACCAAGGGAGCUGGAAGCGGUUCUGUUGGGAUGACGAGGGAGCAGAUGAUUCAGCUUCCCACUGGUCCGAGGCAACGCUCCGAGGACGAAAUGCAGCGUGGUGGUAUUGGCGGUGGGUUCUCUUCUUACGGUGGAGGAAGGUCUAGUGGAAUGUCGAGAGGUGGAGAUGAUUCUAAUGGGUCUUGGGGCGGUGGUGGUGGUGGGAGGAGAGGUUAUGGUGGGUUUGAUGAUGAUCAGAGAGGCUCCUCUAGAGUUUCAGAGUUCCCACAAGUGUCUAGAGCUGAUGAGGUUGAUGAUUGGGGGAAAGGGAAGAAGUCGGUUGCGGCGUUUGAUCAGGGACGUCAAGGUCGUUAUGGUGGUCUUGGAAGCGGUGGUGGUAGUUAUGCAGGAGGAGGUGGUAGUGGUGGCAGUUAUGGAGGAGGAGGUGGUGGCAGUUAUGGAGGUGGAGGUGGUGGCAGUUAUGGAGGUGGAGGAGGAGGUGGUGGCAGUUAUGGAGGUGGAGGAGGAGGUGGUGGCAGUUAUGGAGGUGGUGGAGGAGGUGGUGGCAGUUAUGGAGGUGGAGGUGGCUUGUCUAAAGCUGAUGAGAUUGAUAAUUGGGGAGCUGGUAAGAGCCAUUCGUCUCUCACAAAGUCAUCUACAUUUGGGUCAGGUCCAGAGCCUGACCGUUGGGCAAGAGGAGUCUCUUCAGGUGGUGUUCAAGAAGAGCGUCGUCGUCUUGUUCUUGAACCAAGAAAGGUUGUUGUUGUUGAUAGUGGAGUGAGUGAGACUCAAACCGAUGCGAAGACGAGUAAGCCGAGUCCAUUCGGAGCAGCUAGACCGAGAGAGCAAGUUUUGGCGGAGAAAGGAUUGGACUGGAAGAAACUUGACUCUGAUAUUGAGGCUAAGAAGGGGAGCUCUCAAACGAGCGCACAAUCAAGCAGACCAUCAAGUUCUCAGUCUAAUAGGUCCGAGAGUUUAGCAUCGAACAACAAUGUGGAGAAACCGAGACCAAAGGUGAAUCCUUUUGGAGAUGCAAAGCCUCGGGAAGUGUUGUUGGAGGAGCAAGGGAAAGAUUGGCGCAAGAUGGAUUCUGAACUCGAGCAUCGCAGUGUUGACAGGCCUGAGACAGAAGAGGAGAGACUGUUGAAGGAAGAGAUAGAAGAGCUACGGAAGAAGCUCGAGAAGGGAGCAGCCAUCGCACCAGAGAGCAAGGAAACUCAACAAGAAUCAUCAGACAGUGAUAACCAUAAUCUACUACGCGAGAAAGAGAAAGACCUGGAGUUGCUAAUCCGUGAGCUGGACGACAAAGUGAGGUUCAGGCCAAGAGCAGCUGAGAGGCCUGGAUCCGGUGCAGGCAGAACAGGUAGUAACUAUGGUGAGAGACCACAUUCCAGAGGUGGAUCAGUUGAUGAGUCUAGGAGUGUGGAAUCAUCCAUGGAGAGACCGAGAUCGCGUGGCGCAGGUGGUGGUGAUGAUAGAAGAAACUUCCAAGGAAGCAAGGAACGUGGUUUCUUCAGCAACAGGAACUUCGACAGAUCAUCGACGUCUAGGAAUGGGUGGUAGAAGAAGGAGAAUGGAGUCUGGUUUGCCGACCGUUCCCAGGUUUUGAAGAAGACAUUGAAAGAGAAGGUUCAAUAAUAUUUAAUAAAAAGAAAUUUUUUAUCUCCUUUGAGAAACCUAAUUUUUGGAGGUUUUUUUUGUUUUUGUAUUUGAUUCAUCUUUCUGAAAUCGUAGCCUAAUGGCUUCGUUCUUCUAAUUUCUGUAUUUGUUUGGUUGUUGGCUCUUCAAACGGCAGAGCGCGAGAUUUGAGACAAUUAAUGUGUGUUCGGUUCUU
Molecule: messenger RNA, 2167 nt
Organism: Brassica napus (rape)
Lineage: Eukaryota; Viridiplantae; Streptophyta; Magnoliopsida; Brassicales; Brassicaceae
Product: eukaryotic translation initiation factor 4B2
Exons: 3
Coding region: 196-1896 (566 amino acids)
Molecular function (GO): mRNA binding; translation initiation factor activity
Source: RefSeq, a predicted model, not a curated record